Penicillium expansum is the source of this 1227-nucleotide messenger RNA. RefSeq lists its product as uncharacterized. The coding region runs from base 1 to 1227 and encodes 408 amino acids. The record is from RefSeq and is a predicted model, not a curated record. The transcript is spliced from 2 exons. NCBI's taxonomy places the organism in Eukaryota, Fungi, Ascomycota, Eurotiomycetes, Eurotiales, Aspergillaceae.
AUGGAUCAACAGCUGCUACCCCUUGUGAAAUAUUCUGACAAAGACAGAAUAACAGACACACCCCACCUCAGUCUCACAAUUAGAGGAGAUUCAAGCGUGGACUUGUUGGCGGACGACCUGAUUUACAAUGUCGUCUUCACAAUCACGCGGGCUGCAGACGAUCCGCAUACACGGCCAUGCAUCAUUCACUGGAACCCCAUCGAAGACGGCUGUAAUCAGUCGGGUAUGAUAUUACUCUACCAUGGAGAGGGGAGCGUCGAAUUCAGAGAGGUGGACCCUGAAGAAUUGCCUACAAAACUCCUGAUCCCACGACAAGUAACCGCAUCGGAUCCUUACUUUAGGGAGCUGGUCCCGGGUAGUAGGGUCUUCUGUAAGGUGCCCUUGCCAGCUGCGUAUCUCAAGAAUUGCGGUUCAGAAGCAGCCUAUUUACUCCUCUGGCCAGGUGGUCAAAUCCCUCUUUGGGACUGGGGCACGCUAGCAGAACACAGUGAACAUAAGCUUGUUCCCAAAUCUCCCCCGGUAAUACUUCCCGGUCCCUCAUACGAGUCAUUUGCGACAUUUAACUACGAGAGCGACCCUGAAUAUUUUGAGGACCCGCCUCCACCUUCACCGCGCGCCAUUUCGCCAUCUGCCCGUGUACACGGUGCGCCUGUUUUCAAUGUCAGAAUCUCCGGUCCUGCUACCCUAUCAAUGAAAGACCAAGCUUUCUCAAUGCCACGGUACCCUCUCACUGUCACUGUGUCAUAUGAUGCAGGGGCAGAGUUAUCACACAGUAACAGACCGAUAACAUUCCGUUCGUUCAUCUUCAAACAACCCGAUGAUCAUCACCAGGGCUACAGGCUGUAUAGGGAAUGGAAUGAUGGGUGGACUCCAUAUGAAUGGAGAACGCACCAGAGGGGUUUUAUAAUCACCGAACCUACCGCACUCAAUGUUGGUCGCAAUGAUGAGAACAACUUCUGGACCCUGAAGCCUGGGGAAUCCUGGUCGUUCACCCGCAAAGUGAGCGAAUUUCCAAAGGAUGCAGCUUCAGGUGAUAAAUUCCGGUACCUAUUCAAAGGGGCUACGCUUGACUGGUGGAAUUGGGGCAGUUUGGAAGACCAUGAAGACACCGUGAUUUGGGUGCCCGGGUGGCUUUUGGCCAAGGUUCAAUAUCCCGAAGACAAUGACGGCAGACCCACGGUCGUUGUGCCAGCUAGCAAUGCGGUGGAAUUUACAUUAGUUGAUUGA